Molecule: messenger RNA, 939 nt
Organism: Cyclocybe aegerita
Lineage: Eukaryota; Fungi; Basidiomycota; Agaricomycetes; Agaricales; Hemipholiotaceae
Source: the annotation of a GenBank genome assembly
AUGGCUCGUCUAGCUACGUCCUUCGCAGCGAAGAAGCCGCCUCAGCAGUCCAUCGAGGAGAUUAGGUGCGACCGGGUCGCGCUACUACUAUUAAACGCGAUGAAGGGCGAGGAGGCUGCAAGGAGCUUGGAUAGGGAGGGGAACGGGACGGAGAGGCUACUUAGCUUCCGGGGGAGCUUUCGCCAUGGCCAGGGACCACCAACCCAAAACCAUCGCCCUCCCCUCCGUACCCUUCAUCUCCCGGUCAACUCAGUCUCGCACGCACAGCAACAGAUGCUCUGCCAGCGCCGCGCGUCUUCCGCCCAGCCGAUGGGGUCCAACGCGUUUGUGGGCCGGAGGUCGUGGGCUAUGCCUGCGUACAGUUCUGGGUCCAACGGGUCGGCGUUUAAUAUCACGCGGUUCAACAAUAUGGUGAUGAAUGCGAUGGGUAUGAACCCUUUCUUCGGGUACGGUGAUCCUGCCGCCUCAUCAACGAUGCCGCGAUGGACGACGCCAGCCACCCAUUCCCUCUUCUUCGACUUCCGCUUCCUCCCUUUCGUCUGCCAACUCCGCCGACCCCUCCUCCCAAUCGCCCUCAGACCACUCCGCCUCCCUAGCAAGCCAGGACCUGACAACAAUCGUGCCGCCCCCGCCAGCGAUCGCACCGCACGACCUCCCCGUACUCGACGCGUCGUUGGCGUCGUCCACGUCUACGUGUUCCACUGCCACCGUAGCCGAGCUCCGUCUGAAGGGGAGAUUCUUCCUGAGAUGAGCCGUAUGGGCGUAGGUGUGAGUGUGCAUGGAUAUGAAUCGCAUAUUGCACGGCAAACACGGCAAGAAGAACCAGGUCAUUCAUUAGCAGAUGAAGAGUUUUUCUACGAGCGUGCAGGAUUCUACGAGAUUUCUCUGCCGUUCCAAUGGCUCUUCUACUAUGAUUCUCCAAAACCUUCGAGCUCAUGA